AUGGAUGCUGCUAUAAAAUCAGCAAAAAAUAAUGAAGACAAAGAAAAAUUCACCCAAGAGCAUACCACUCAUUUAAAUUAUCACGAAGAAGUCAGAAACAAAAUGAACGAUGACAUCCAAAGAGUUAGGAGAGAUGAAACUCUAGAAGUACUUACCUUUGACAUGGAGAAAACUCUCCGAUUGCCGAGGAUUCCAACUAAUGUCAUAUUUUAUAAAAGGCAAAUUUGCUUAUACAAUACAGGAAUUCACUCUUGCAAAUAUAAUAAAGCUUUUUGCUACAUAUGGGUAGAAGGAAGUGCUGGACGUGGAGCUCAAGAAGUGGGCUCUUGUUUGCUAAAGCAUAUUGAAUUGCAUGUUCCUGAAACUGUGAAAAUCCUAAUACUCUGGUCAGACUCCUGCAGUGGGCAAAACAGGAACAUAAAAAUAAUUUUAUUAUUAAAAGCUGCUCUUGAAAACCACCAGUCAUUUUUGACCUUUUCUUACAACAGAAGCUUGAAAACUAUUUUCACAGGCUUCCUGUUCAGUAUUAUGUUCUUUAAAUAA
Messenger RNA from Psylliodes chrysocephalus, 543 nucleotides. Lineage: Eukaryota; Metazoa; Arthropoda; Insecta; Coleoptera; Chrysomelidae. The record is from the annotation of a GenBank genome assembly.